CCAGAAGAGUCAUACGAACUCACAUCUCAAGCGUCACAUGAGACUUAGCUCUUCAGCCUGCGCAAGUUUAACGUCCUUGGUAUAAGUUGCACUAAAAAUGGAGCACCUGGAAAAUUCUACAGCAUCUACAGAGAGCGCCGCAAACUCCCAGGUGGACAAAAGCGACGGGAGCGCAUACCCUUACAUAUUAAUAGUGAUGUCUUUCUACGGAGUUUUCCUCUGUGGCAUAAUGCUGGGCUACUUCCGCUCCAAAAGAAGGGAGAAGAGGAGAGUAAACAUCUUUACGCGCCUGGUGCACGAGGAGGAGGAACGGGAGUGGGGUGCACUGCCCAGAAAACACAGCCUCACCCUCCCCACUGCUGUUCCAGGGCUGCGCUCGGUGCAGAUGUCCCUGCCAUUCUGCGGAAACCACGGGAACCAGUUCGGACACCUCCAGUACGAGGGCGCGUUCCCUUCACCUCUGGCAUGCGCGUUGUGCACGGAGCAGAGCAGCAUUAGCUCCCUGUGCUCCUCCGCGGACACGCGCUUUGCUAUUGAGGAGGAGUCGGACAGCGGGACGGCGGACGGGUCAGAGGAGAACCACAAGGGAAGCUCCGAAAACAGCGGGGACGACUCGGGCUGACCUGUGCCCAAAGCAAACUGUGUUACAUCCCACGCCCCAGAAAAGGAGAACUGUCCCCCACAGAAGAUAGCAGAGGGGCUCUCAGGUGUCCGAACAUUACAGAACCCUUUAAGAAUCGGUCUGCAGUCACCUCCUUAAACUUUGCCAAAAGUUCAUCUAUUACACUGUGCAUCCAUGAAGGACUGUGGAAAUGAUAAGAGGUCAGAGCCUUAGCCUGUGGGUCAAAAGACUGACCACUGGCCACUAAUAGUAUUUGUAGGUUUUUGGAAUUAUUUUAAUUCUUUUGUGUGAUCUUAAGUCUCCACUGUUAAUGGCAUUAAAAAAAGGUUCAACUCCAACAGACUCACACUUUAGGCCUCAUGGCCCCACAUGAAAACACUGUAGUGUUGUAUUUUUGUCAUUUUCAUUUGAAUUCGUCUGGUCUUGAGUGUGACACAUAUGACUACUUUGUUUUUUGGAUAAAACUACCCAGUAAAUUGUGCAAACAGUGAACUGAACUAUACACAAAUGAAACCAGGUGAUCAGAUAUAAAUCUUCAGAUUUGCUUUUUAAUACUGUCAUAUAUCUGUGCCUAUGCUUCAUUCUGUGGUGACCCCUCCCUGCUGGAGCCCCCUCCUCCUCUGACGCCACCCUGAGAACUAUUCACUGGUUUGGGCUGAUGACUCACGCUGCAGGGGCCUGAGAGAAAGACUGCUGGCUUUGCCAUGUGACUGAACUUGACUCGCUCUUGCCACAUGGUCUUGAGUAUUAAAUUGUACCUGGAACUCACUUGAAAGAUUGUUUAGAUUUCUCUGACUGUGUCUGAAACAUGUUUGUUGUAGCUUAUUUGGUCAAAUGAUCAAUGUAGGUUUACUUGCUGAAUGCAAUGCACUGUAUAUACUGUUUGUGUUUUUCACUCUGUAAGGUUUAAUUUAAGAUGGAAUCUGUAGUGUUUCAGAAUAAAUAAAUGCUUGUGG
Messenger RNA from Sphaeramia orbicularis (orbiculate cardinalfish), 1578 nucleotides. RefSeq names its product potassium voltage-gated channel, Isk-related family, member 4 (gene kcne4). The record is from RefSeq and is a predicted model, not a curated record. The transcript has 2 exons. Gene Ontology annotation, molecular function: transmembrane transporter binding; potassium channel regulator activity; delayed rectifier potassium channel activity. Lineage: Eukaryota; Metazoa; Chordata; Actinopteri; Kurtiformes; Apogonidae. Gene Ontology annotation, biological process: membrane repolarization during action potential; potassium ion export across plasma membrane; regulation of heart rate by cardiac conduction. The coding region runs from base 98 to 622 and encodes 174 amino acids. Gene Ontology annotation, cellular component: membrane; voltage-gated potassium channel complex.